AGCAGCUAAUUCCCAGAGCAGUGAGACGUUAUCCUAUCAUAUUACUACAGAGCUGAUAUUGAGAUUGUGGAGACACAGAACUUGACAGAAUGAGUGAGAUUCCAGAGAUCACCCUGAAAUCGCGCCUGCUACAGCUAAAAUGCCAUUUCACUUGGAGGCUUCUGGAAAAGAAUAUUGAUAUUGAUGAACUAAUAAAAAGACUGAACAACCAGUUGACAUUUUUGGCCACAAAAAACAAAUACAUGGUGUACAAUCUACUGGCCUACACAAUGCACCUUAAAGGCGACUACACAAAAUCUAUUGCCAAUCUAAAUGAAGCGGAAGCAUUAAUUAAAGAGAACAAUCCUGAUGGGACAGAGAAAAAGUAUCUGGUGACAUUUGGGGACUACGCCUGGGUUUACUACUACUUAAAGCGUUAUGAAGAUUCUCAAAACUACAUAGACAAGAUAAACCAAAUUAAUAAAGAAUUAAAACUUUCCCCAAAUGACAGUAAAGACAUAGCUGAGAUUUAUGGGGAACAAGGUUGGUCAUUGCUAAAAUGUGGUGGCAAAUAUUAUGAAAAAGCUAAAGAAUGUUUUGAGAAGGCUCUUGAGCUAGAGCCAGAUGAUCCUGAGUGGAAUUCUGGCUACGCAACAGCAGUUUAUCGAUUGGAAGGAUUCAAUGUCAGAAAAAGCACUGCUUCAGAAUGCAAAUCAUUAGAACUGUUGAAACGCGCUGUAGCACUAAAUCCAGAGGAUUCUGUGGUGAAGGCACUUCUUGCAUUGAAGCUACAAGAUCUAAACAGAGCUGAUGAGGGAAGAAAAUAUGUUGAAAAAGCUCGAGAACAAGCUCCAAACCUUCCAUAUGUACUUCGCUAUGUGGCAAAGUUUUACCGAAGAGCUGGGCUGGUGGAUGAAGCUCUACGUGUCCUAAAUGGUGCACUAGAUCAAAUACCUUCCUCUGGAUUUCUACAUCACCAAAUGGGACUAUGUUACAGGCAAAAGGUAAUUGAUAAAAAGAAGACAUUUGGAAAGAUGAUCCAAAGUAGACAAAGGAACACAGAAGACAAUGAUGAACUUAUCCAAAAUGCCAUAUUUCACUUUGAAAAAGCUCUGGAAUGCAAGAAAAGCUUUGUAUAUGCAUACCUUGACCUUGCUAAAAUGUACAUUCAAGCAAUGGAAUAUAGGAAAGCAGAAGAUACAUUUGAAAAGGUUUUGUCACUCCCCAAUCUUGUAGAUGAAGAGAAACAACAGAUCCACCUUUCAUAUGGAUGUUUUCAAGAAUAUAGCAAGAAAUCUGAAAGUGAAGCAAUAAAACAUUAUAAAAAAGGCUUCCAGAUAAUCGAUUCAAACUGUUUCAGAGAAAGCUGUGAGAAAGCGUUAAAAAGACUAGCAGAAAGGAAGAUUCGGAGUGACCAUAGAGAUCCUCUGGGGUUUGGUUUGCUUGGAUUUGUCUAUAAGAAUAAUGGGAAAACAUCAGAUGCAAUUGAGUGUUAUGAAAAAGCUUUGAAAUAUGAUCCUUACAACGAGGAAUAUCUGAGUGAUCUCUGUGAGCUGAAGUUGAUGAUAUAGAAAUAUGCUGAUAUACUAUAGAUUAUAAAAAAGAUUAUUAUGGGACUCAUUUAGCAUUAGGAACAUAGCCAGCUACAGGGUGUAAAUUCACAAAAGGAGAAACCAUGCUGCAAUUUAAGUUUGUACAUACAAUCUUUUUGCAUGCCUGGAAAAUACUGAUAGCAUGCAACACAUAAUUGCUGGAAAACUGUAAUGUACAGUACAAUACUAUUUAGAGCGGAGUUAGAAUACAACCACCACCCAACUGUGAAAUUUUUUACCGAUUUUAAUCUUAACUCCCAUUCUGUCUAGCAUUGUUUUGCCAUGGUGCAAAAUUGCACAUUCACACUUGGAUUUAUUCCUGACUCAAAAUUAGGUGCUAUAUGUAUAAAUUACAUUUAGAGCUGAUUUACAGUUAGGUGCAUAUGGUAUAAUUAGAAGUCCAGCACACCACGUUGUCCUGCACAGGGUAGAAGUACAUACAUUUGGGAACAGGACAUAUUGCACUUACCAACUUUAUCAUUUCAAACUGGUGAGAUAUCUUGGUGGGUGUAUGAUCACUGUAGAGGUCGAGGCUGGGUGUCUUGUGUGAGAUUCUCUGAGAAUUUCAUUAUUUCACUAAGUAGUGGGCAGGAUGUGGGUGAGUGACCUACUGUCCAAAAUUCCAGAAGCAUUCUGAGAGAGUAGGCAUGUAUGGGGCAAAUGCUGCAUCCUUUGUAUGCUGCACACACAUAUAUCAGUCUGCUUUAUGAUUGCGCUGAAUUUUAGAUUAGGGCUAAGGCACACUCCCUCUGACAACUAUAAGCAAGGUUAUGUAUUUUGUAUUUUAGAUUUCACAUUCUGCAACAUAGAAUAGUUGUGUUACCAGUGGGCGCCCGGCUCUCUCUCCACAGCGGAAGCCGGAGGCCGGAGCUCACUACUGAUCUCCGGCUUCCAGCUCUGUCAGUGUUUGCUAUGGGAGAGACGUCAUUACAUCUCUCCCAUAGUGUCGAGGAGCGGACGCCAGAGGACUGCUGCGGUCAGACUCGGGAGUGGGGCUUGGAGAGUAUGGUGGGUUUUUUUUUUAGCUAUGUGUGAGUUAUUAACGGUGCUUCUACUGGGGCAAACUGUAAGGGUGCAAACUACAAGGGGGCUAACUACAAGGGGGCUAACUACUAACUACAAGGGGGCAAGCUACGGGGGGAAAAC
Pseudophryne corroboree (corroboree frog) is the source of this 2717-nucleotide messenger RNA. Its product is annotated as interferon-induced protein with tetratricopeptide repeats 5-like. The transcript has 2 exons. The record is from RefSeq and is a predicted model, not a curated record. The coding region runs from base 90 to 1550 and encodes 486 amino acids. Gene Ontology annotation, molecular function: protein binding. Gene Ontology annotation, biological process: defense response to virus. Gene Ontology annotation, cellular component: cytosol. NCBI's taxonomy places the organism in Eukaryota, Metazoa, Chordata, Amphibia, Anura, Myobatrachidae.